GCUUCUAUUUCUGAGGUUGAUCUCUCAACCUAGAUGAAGAUUCUGUUGGUAAAUCUAGAUUCAUAAAGCUAUCAUCCGGGGAUACAGAUCGCCCUGAUUUGGGAAGUGCAAGAGUUGUGGUUACAGGUGGAAGAGCUUUGAAAAGUGCUGAGAACUUCAAAAUGAUAGAGAAGCUUGCAGAAAAACUUGGUGCAGCAGUUGGUGCAACCCGUGCUGCCGUUGAUGCCAGAUUUGUUCCCAAUGAACUUCAGGUUGGCCAAACUGGCAAAAUCGUAGCCCCGGAACUAUACAUGGCAUUCGGUGUUUCAGGAGCCAUUCAACACUUAGCUGGCAUGAAGGACUCUAAGGUUAUCGUUGCUGUUAACAAAGAUGCCGAUGCACCCAUUUUUCAGGUAGCCGAUUAUGGACUCGUUGGCGAUCUUUUUGAAGUGAUACCGGAGUUGUUAGAAAAGCUUCCUGAGAAAAAGUAGGCCCGUUUACGUCCCAAAGUUGCAAAUUUUGUUGAAUGCUGUCUAAACAAAGAUUCCAAUUGAAUAGCAUUAAAGCAGAAUUUGUGGUAUUUUGUCACGCUAAAUAACUCUUCAUUUGUGAAGCACCCAAAAUU
This is a messenger RNA of Hibiscus syriacus, 604 nucleotides long. Its product is annotated as electron transfer flavoprotein subunit alpha, mitochondrial-like. Gene Ontology annotation, molecular function: electron transfer activity; flavin adenine dinucleotide binding. The transcript is spliced from 5 exons. The record is from RefSeq and is a predicted model, not a curated record. The coding region runs from base 162 to 470 and encodes 102 amino acids. Gene Ontology annotation, cellular component: mitochondrion. NCBI's taxonomy places the organism in Eukaryota, Viridiplantae, Streptophyta, Magnoliopsida, Malvales, Malvaceae.